ACGGGUGCUAGUCGCGUUUUUAUCUUUGACCAUACUAUUCGCCGGCAGCUACCUGGCACAGCAGCACAAGGACGAGCAGCUCGUGGACCCGUGCAAAGAGUUCAUAUUGACCAAUCUUACAAGGCCGCUCUUUCCCGGGUUCCUCACCACCUCCCAGAUGAUGCCGAUAAGUUGCUCAAAGGUCGAGUACAAAUCAUCAACGUUUGGAGGCCCAUCAAAACAGUUCAACGAGACCCACUCGCCAUUGCGGACGCCAGGUCUGUCGCCGAGUCAGAUCUAGUCGUAACCGGACUGAUUUACCCUGAUCGGCGAGGAGAGACAUACGCAGUGAGACAUAGCAACGCUCACAAGUGGUACUAUAAAGAUGGUCUCACACCGAACGAAGUAAUUCUCAUUAAGUGCUUCGACAGCAAGACGGACGGAAGAGCUAGGAGAGUCCCCCACACUGCUUUCGUUGAUCCAACGGCAAGCUCGGAUGCACCACCAAGAGAAAGCAUAGAGGUUCGAGCUCUUGUUUUCCAUCCGGAAGACCAAACAUAG
Colletotrichum costaricense is the source of this 540-nucleotide messenger RNA. RefSeq lists its product as uncharacterized. The record is from RefSeq and is a predicted model, not a curated record. The transcript has a single exon. NCBI's taxonomy places the organism in Eukaryota, Fungi, Ascomycota, Sordariomycetes, Glomerellales, Glomerellaceae. The annotation marks the transcript as partial. Gene Ontology annotation, molecular function: oxidoreductase activity.